UGUAAACGUAAAAUGGAGGUAAGUGAUGAUGGCAGAACUUCGCCCUCUGGUAGUUUAAAUAGUUCUCGAGAACGUUCAAACAGUGAUCCAGGUCGCAGAGAGAUGACCAUAGUCAUGAAUGGCGGGAACACUGUGCCUACAAGACGAACACCAGCGUUUAUAAACUCCACGGAAGUUGACAGUUCUGUCGCAAGUGCAAACUCUACCCCGAGUACACCUCCUCCUGUGCGACGAAGCAAAUUGGCAGUGAGUAUAGGAAGAUUACUUCGACCGUGGAAAUGGCGAAGGAGAAAGAAAAGUCAGAAGUUCAUCACCACUUCACAAAAUCUUGAAAGAAAAUUAUCGGUACGCACUAACAGAGAUGAGUUGAUAAAGAAAGGAAUCCUUCCAGUCACAUCUGAAGAGAAAGAAAACGAGAAUGAUUCAGGUGAAGUCCAAUGCAAUGGUCCAUUACUGGAAAACAGGCUUCCCAAUGAAAGUGAAGAGAAAUCCGUAAAAUCAGGUCAGCCAAGGAGUGCUUUGAGAACUCCACUUCAACAACGAGACAAUCUACCUGCUGGAAAUCAAAUCAAGAAUGAUUUCCAAGUUCAACAAUUAGAUACUUUGAGUAUGAUGGACCAGCUGGCUCAGGAAUUAGCUCGUCGAAACACUGGAGACAGUUCAACAAUUGAACAGACAGUCCUUCAAACUCAAAAUAAUAGACAUUGUAGUUCUAUUGGCCAACAACCAAGAUUUGUUGUUGUUCAAAGUGUUGGGAAAAAAACUAGUGGUGAAGAAGAAUGCUCGGAUAAUGAAAGUUUGCAACAUGCAAGUUCAGGAAGUGAAGGAAGCUUUUCUGACUCAGAGGAAGAGGAGGAAAAUCGAGGAAUUGUUACAGGCUUAGCAUCUAAGCUUAAAAGGAAGGAUAGUUUGGCUCAAAAAUUGAGAACAAGACCAAGUCAAGGUGAACUUGAGGCCAGAAACAUACUGCCAACAAAAACAGAGGAAGAAAAAUUAGAGAGGAAAAAUGAAGUUGGAACUAAACUUAUAAGACGGCUGAGCACACGACCUACUGCACAAGAACUUAGGGAAAGAAAUAUUUUGAAAUCAUCCUCAGAGGAAGAGGCUAAAGAAGAAAAGGAGGAAAAGAAAAGGGUGUUAACUAGAAAGUUAAGUAGAAGGCCUACAGUGCAAGAGUUGAGAGCAAAGAAAAUUCUUAAAUUUAACGAUUAUGUUGAAUGUGUUGAUGUCCAUGACUAUGACAGAAGAGCUGACAAGCCGUGGACUAGAUUGACUCCUGAAGACAAGGCUGCAAUUCGCAAAGAGCUCAAUGAGUUCAAGAGUAAAGAGAUGGAAGUGCAUGAAGAUAGUAGACAAUACACAAGGUUCCAUCGUCCCUAGUUUUAUACAGGCGCCAAGAGGAUUUUUACUUUACAUCUAUUUUUUUUGUUAGAUGGAAUUAUUAAAAGGACUCUAACUAGUAAAAAUAAUAUACUGUAAUGUACAGCUCACUCUAUUGCUGUAAAUAUUAUUAAUUUCAUAUUAUGAAUUUUUGUAAAGAAUUUAUAGAUUUUUAAAGUGUUUUUAAUAAUAGAUGUAGCAAAGGAAUGAGUAUCCUCUCAAUUGGAAAAAAAAAGCAAAGGCCAUCUCUUUGCAACUAGGGCUUCAUAGAAGUAAAAUUCCUGAUCUGAGAGUUCUUAUUGGCAUUGCUAGUGUAAUAUCAUUCAGUAAAAAUGAAAAUUUAUGCAAGAUGUCUGUGACACUUGUUUGGCAAUAUAAUUGACAUUCAUUAUUUGAAUGGUCGUAAAUGGAGCAUACUUUGUUAAUUUUACCAGAUGUGUAUUGUAAACUUUUUGUUUUGUGAGUGACUUGCUGUGAGUUUUGGUUCACAUUUAUAUGAUGGCCAUAGUUACCACCUGACUGUACAAAUUUAAGACAUGGUGAUUAUUACAUUAUUAUAGUAUUAAUUCUACAACACUAGAGGGUUCAAGUACGGAAAAAAAAAAAAAGAAGCAAUGGUGGUCCUCAACAU
Pocillopora verrucosa is the source of this 2011-nucleotide messenger RNA. Its product is annotated as phosphatase and actin regulator 1. The record is from RefSeq and is a predicted model, not a curated record. Gene Ontology annotation, molecular function: actin binding. Gene Ontology annotation, biological process: actin cytoskeleton organization. NCBI's taxonomy places the organism in Eukaryota, Metazoa, Cnidaria, Anthozoa, Scleractinia, Pocilloporidae.